CCGAGAUUCUCAUCCAAAUCCUCUUUCUGUCUCUAGAACCUAAUGCCUGAAUACAGGUUUGGGAGAAAGGGCUCACUAAUCUCGGGCAAAACCGCACAACGGAGGGAGUUGUGUUGGGCACCUCACCAGCCUUGCUUGGUUAUUGUGCCCUGAGUGUUGGUGGAGAGCCCAGGAGGAGGGGAAGAGGAGAGGGUCUCUCCUUAAACCUACAGCCUUAUGAUCUGCCAAGCAAGCCAUGACUCUGAGCUCUGAAAUGUCCGAUGCCUCUGUCCUUGCUGAUGAAACCGACAUUGAUGUGGUAGGAGAGGGAGAGGAAGAGGAGCCCAGGGGGGGUUCUUAUGGGGAGGAAGAAGAGGAAGAAGAGGUGGUGGUGGCAGAUCUUCAUGAGGACAUCUUGAUGCCAAGGUCGCCACAAUGCUCCUCAACCAAAGAUCCUUAUAAGCCUGCCAGCAAGAACCCUCUGGUUAAGCCUCCAUACUCUUAUAUUGCCUUAAUUACCAUGGCCAUAUUGCAAAGCCCUAAAAAGCGCCUCACCCUGAGCGAGAUCUGCGAGUUUAUCAGCAAUCGCUUCCCCUAUUACAGGGAGAAGUUCCCAGCCUGGCAGAACUCCAUCAGGCAUAACCUCUCCCUCAAUGACUGCUUCGUCAAGAUCCCCAGGGAGCCAGGCAACCCUGGCAAGGGCAACUACUGGACGCUGGACCCGGAGUCUGCGGACAUGUUCGACAACGGUAGUUUUCUGAGAAGGAGGAAGCGCUUUAAACGUCAGCAAGCCCCGGAGCUGCUGAUCAGGGAUCCCGGUCACUUCCUCCCUGCCGCUGCAGCUGCCUACGGCUAUGGACCAUACAGCUGUGGAUAUGGCAUCCAGCUGCAGCCUUUCCACCAUCACUCUGCCUUGAUUGCCUUUCAGUCUCAGCAGCACCAAGCCAGACAGCCACCCGUGGCCCCUAGCAUGCCAGCACCCUCAAUCAUGCCACCUGCCACCGAUCUGCCAAGGACUUGUACAUUCUACCCACACCAGCUAAGCCCAGCACUCCCGUCUACACUGCAAGCCCCCAAGAGCAACUCAGCACUGACCAGGUCCACCUUUUCCAUAGAGAGUAUCAUAGGUGGGGAUAUCAACCCAGGACAAUGUAACUCUUCCAAAGCCUCUGGAGUGCCAGUUCUUUCCAGGGCCCUGGUCACUUUUUCUAGCUCUCCUACUUCAGUCUUAGGUGGUGGCCUGCAGCCUGGAGCAGUGCUUGCAAAUGGAGAACCUUUUACCACUAGGAUUUCUAAUUCUUAAUCAGAUCAGACAUUUACUGAGAAGGUAGGAUGUUUUCUAUGGGUUUUACAUAUUUGCCUUUUUAAUGAUUUUUAUCAAGAAAGGCUUUGGCUACAUUUUUUUGUAUGCCAAAUUAAUGUACUGUACUCUUAUUUAUACCAAGCCCAUGUUACCUGCAAAUGGAAAAAGCCUUCAGUGAAACUUUAAACCCUUCUUAAACACCAACCUCUCACAUAUCUAUGAGGUUUACUGAUUCUCAGGUCUGGGGAUUCGUAGGAGACAUGUAGCUACAAAAUCAAAAAGCGUUGUCCUUUAAUGCACACAUACCAAGUGCUCAUGUGACAUAUGAUUUACAUGUUUACAGAGACAUCUGACUUUUUCAUUUUUAACCUGUGUUUUUGUAUUAUAAUAGACGGGUGGGAACUUUUUUUUGUACUUAAGUGUUCUUAUUUACAUCAAAUAAUGUAAAAUUUACUGCCAAGUAUUAUUGUACCAAGCUAAUGUAAAUUUUUUCACAUUUGCAAAAAUAAAAAGUUUAAUUUAAAAAAAUAA
Spea bombifrons (plains spadefoot toad) is the source of this 1813-nucleotide messenger RNA. RefSeq names its product forkhead box D1 (gene FOXD1). Gene Ontology annotation, biological process: cell differentiation; regulation of transcription by RNA polymerase II; anatomical structure morphogenesis. Bases 236 to 1282 code for a protein of 348 amino acids. NCBI's taxonomy places the organism in Eukaryota, Metazoa, Chordata, Amphibia, Anura, Pelobatidae. Gene Ontology annotation, molecular function: RNA polymerase II cis-regulatory region sequence-specific DNA binding; DNA-binding transcription factor activity, RNA polymerase II-specific. The record is from RefSeq and is a predicted model, not a curated record. The transcript has a single exon.